This is a messenger RNA of Cyphellophora europaea CBS 101466, 1584 nucleotides long. RefSeq lists its product as uncharacterized. Gene Ontology annotation, cellular component: microtubule cytoskeleton; septin complex; cytosol. Gene Ontology annotation, biological process: cytoskeleton-dependent cytokinesis. The transcript has 3 exons. The coding region runs from base 1 to 1584 and encodes 527 amino acids. Gene Ontology annotation, molecular function: GTP binding; molecular adaptor activity; GTPase activity. The record is from RefSeq and is a predicted model, not a curated record. NCBI's taxonomy places the organism in Eukaryota, Fungi, Ascomycota, Eurotiomycetes, Chaetothyriales, Cyphellophoraceae.
AUGGCUUCACCUCCAGCCCCCAACGUCCAACGCAACGAGUCUCGUAGCUCGAGUCUCAGCUCAAGACUCUUCCGCACCAAGAGCGGCGAAGCUUUGGGUAGCGGUCGUUUGCGCAAAGGUCGGCAAGAAUCACAACCGCAGGUCCAGUCUCCAGUCACUCCUCCUAAGCUCCCAGAAUAUAGCAUACAGCCUCAGCUUGGCAUCAGUCCCAGGAUGACAUCGAAAGAGUACACGAAUGGCAAUUCCUCCACCCCGCCCGUACCGCCGAUCCCAGCGCAGGUGCCUGACAAGAAGGAGUUCGUUGAUCCAUAUGCGAGGACGGAGAGCAUGACCCAUAGAGGGCGAUACAGCUAUGCUCCUAGCACCGUCAGCACUCUGAACAGCCCACGGAGAGUUCGCAGACGCAAGGAUCCGACUCCGUUCAACGUCCUCGUAAUCGGGGCGCGCAGCUCGGGGAAGACGUCCUUCAUCAACUUCUUGAAGCAAUCACUCGCCCUGCCGCCCAAGAAGCAGUCCCAGCCACGGAGCUCCGAUUUAGAUCCUCCACCUCCACCGUCGUCGCGCAAUAACCGCGACUUCACCCAUUCGUACCAAGAAAUCGAAGUUGAUCACGAGAGAUUGGGAUUGACUCUGUGGGAUUCUCAAGGACUUGAUAAGGGCGUGGUCGACUUGCAGAUGCGAGAACUGACAAAUUUUGUGGAGAGCAAGUUCGACGACACAUUCCUCGAGGAAGUCAAAGUGGUCCGUUCGCAUGGCGCCCUCGACACCCACAUCCACUGCGUCUUCUUCAUUCUUGACCCCGCAAGGCUUAACCAGAAUCUCAAGGCUGCGCAGCAAAGCAACGCCAACGGCGCUGCGAGCCGUAUUGGCAAGACGUCGAGAAUUAUUGGUGCGUUGGACGAAGAUUUUGAUCUUCAGGUCAUCAGAACUCUGCAGGAGAAGACGGUAGUAGUGCCAGUCAUCAGCAAGGCCGAUACCGUCACCACGAAGCACAUGGCCUUUUUGAAGAAGAAGGUCUGGGAGAGUCUGAAGCGAGCUGGUCUCGACCCUUUGGAAGCCCUGAACUUUGACAGUGAUGACUCUGACCUCAUUGAGGAGGAAGACGAGGAGACGGCCGAGAAAAGCAGCGACGAUGGCAGUGAUCCGGCCUCUCCGGGAUCUGCACACACUGAGGAUUCCGAUACUGUCCCUUCAAAAUCAGCGCCCAACAAGCGUCCCGGAAUGCACAAGCGAGAGCCAUCGAAUCUGUCCAUAUCGAACUCCAUGAUGGACAGCGGCUACGUCCCUCUCUCGAUUUUGAGCCCUGACGAGUACUCACUCGAGUCUGGAGAAGGGCCCCUGGGUCGACAAUUCCCGUGGGGUUUCGCUGAUCCAUUCAAUGCUGAUCACUGUGAUUUUGUCAAACUCAAGGAUGCUGUCUUCAGCGAGUGGCGCUCGGAGCUUCGUGAGGCGAGUAGAGAACGAUUCUACGAAGCCUGGAGAACGAACCGGUUGAAUCUCCGUGGGCAAGGUGGCAAGACGAGUGCGGCUCCACGAAGAUCAGCCGGUGGGAUCCCGAUUCCACUAUCUGGGAAUCGGGUAUGA